UGAGAAUAUGACUUUUAUCCCUCCAAAACAGAGUAAUGACUUUACUCUUUCCCAAAACCCUCUCAUAGUAAAUAUGUGAGUUGUGUAAUUUGUUUCUCGGACUCAAAAAGAAAUUUGGAAGGUGGAGCAAUGGAGAAUGUUCAGAGCUCAAAAGAUGCAAAAUCAACACAUUCUCCACCUUCUUCUUCAUCUUUGCCUUAUGGACUUCUUGCCAUCAGACCUUUAAGUAUUCUGAACAAGCUAACACCUGAGAAGUAUGAUCUUCUUCAAUGUCAGCGAAUUGCUUCUGGUAUCACAUCAAUUGAGAUUCUAGUGGCUGUUGUUUCAUGGAUACAUGAUAAAGCUGUUUCUCUCGGGCCUACAUUUUGUCCCAUGUACGCGCAGUUAUGUUCUGAUCUGAAUGAGAAGCUUCCUCCAUAUCCACCAGAGAAAGCUGGUGGAAAAGAAAUUACCUUUAAGCGUGUUCUCUUGAACAUAUGUCAAGAGACAUUUGAAGGUGCUGACAAUCUGAGAGCUGAAUUAAGGCAGAUGACAAGCCCUGAGCAAGAAGCUGAACGACGAGAUAAAGAAAGAACGCUGAAACUUCGUAGUCUUGGGAACAUUCGCCUUAUUGGUGAACUUUUCAAGCAGAAAAUGGUGCCUGAAAAGAUUGUGCAUCAUAUUGUACUGGAGCUAUUGGGUCCUGACAAUAAAAGUUGCCCAGAAGAGGUGAAUGUUGAGGCCAUAUGCCAAUUUUUCAGCACAAUUGGUAAGCAGCUUGAUGAAAACCCAAAGUCCCGGCGUAUUAAUGAUGUUUAUAUGAGCCGCUUGAAGGAACUAAGCACACUUGAUCAACUUGCCCCUCGUCUGCGUUCCAUGGUCCGCAAUAUCCUUGAUCUGCGAACAAACAACUGGGUUCCUAGGCGUGAAGAGGAUAAAAAAUGUGAGUUCUUUAGGUGGAUUGAUGAGCAAGGCAAGGAAAAUAGUGAUCUUAGAUUUCAGAUCUUGGAGAAGGAGACUACCAUAGCUAAGAUGGAGUAUGAGAAGAGUUUAAUGGUUGACAAAAUCAAAAAAUUACAGCUUGAAAAGGACAACCUGGAAAAGGAUCUACAAGAGAUAAAAUUUGAGCUUUCACAACUUCGUAUUGAGGUGUUGAAGACUUCACGCAAUGAGAAAAAUUUGAUUAUGGCUUUGUUUGUUUUAUGCCCUCUUUUUGCCAUUCUGCUGUUGUACCUAAAAUAGAUUGGCAGUGGGUUUUCCUUUGUAAUGAUUGUUGUUCAAUCGACUGAAUGAAAAAAAUUGUUGAAGCUGAAAACAUGUUGUGAUGUGUUUGAUGAACAAUAGGUUUAGUGAAUGCGAAAAAAUUGUUGGAGCAAAA
Beta vulgaris subsp. vulgaris (sugar beet) is the source of this 1357-nucleotide messenger RNA. RefSeq names its product eukaryotic translation initiation factor-like. The record is from RefSeq and is a predicted model, not a curated record. The transcript has 5 exons. Bases 130 to 1221 code for a protein of 363 amino acids. Gene Ontology annotation, molecular function: translation initiation factor activity; protein binding; mRNA binding. Gene Ontology annotation, cellular component: eukaryotic translation initiation factor 4F complex. NCBI's taxonomy places the organism in Eukaryota, Viridiplantae, Streptophyta, Magnoliopsida, Caryophyllales, Amaranthaceae.